This is a messenger RNA of Elephantulus edwardii (Cape elephant shrew), 852 nucleotides long. Its product is annotated as protein phosphatase inhibitor 2-like. Lineage: Eukaryota; Metazoa; Chordata; Mammalia; Macroscelidea; Macroscelididae. The record is from RefSeq and is a predicted model, not a curated record. Gene Ontology annotation, molecular function: protein phosphatase inhibitor activity. The coding region runs from base 1 to 852 and encodes 283 amino acids. Gene Ontology annotation, biological process: regulation of signal transduction. The transcript is spliced from 2 exons.
AUGAGGCAGUCUACUACUGUUAAUGAAAAGACCCUUAAUCAAACAAACAAACAAAAAAGGUCUACAUUCCAGAUACCAACUGCUUUAAAGAAGAGAUUGGGGUGUCGGCUCUGCUCCCACGCUGGGCCUCUGCGCUGGCCUCUCCGAGCCGCGGGUGAAGCUUUGGCCGGCCGCAGCGAGCGCGCCCCGUCCUUUGUGACGUCAGCGAGGCUGAGUGGACAGCCGGAACGACGGGCUACGGCAGCUUCGAUGGCCUUGCACCGGCCCAUCAAAGGUAUCCUGAAGAACAAGAGCUCUGCCGCUUCCUCUGUGGUGUCCUCGGCUGAACAGCCCAGCGGGAAUGCGGAUGAAGAGCUGAGUAAAAAAUCCCUGAGGUGGGAUGAAAUGAACAUCCUGGCAACAUAUCACCCAGCAGACAAAGACUAUGGUUUAAUGAAGAUAGAUGAACCUAGCACUCCUUAUCAUAGUAUGAUAGGUGAUGAUGAUGAUGAAACACUGAGUGAUUCUGAAGCCACUGAAGCCAUGACUCCUGAUGUUUUAGCCAAGAAAUUAAGUGCUGCUGAAGGCUUCGAGCCAAAGUAUAGGAUUCAGGAGAAAGAAAGCAGUGAGGAGGAAGAGCAGGUUCUCUCGCCUGAAGAACAAGAAAAAAAGCGACAGUUUGAAAAGAAAAGAAAGAUGUACUAUAAUGAGGGACUGGAUAUUAAAUUAGCUAGACAGUUAAUUUCAAAAGACCUACAUGAUGAAGAUGAUGAAGCUGAAGAAAUGCCAGAGACUACAGAUGGAGAAAAGAUAAACACGGAGGACUCAAAUCAAGGAUCUACUACAACUGACCAGCUGCAAAACAAAUCAUAG